AAUGUGAAUUUGAUCAGGAGAUCAUCGAAUAUUCUUUUAUUUCUCACUGGAAAAAUGAAAAGCCUGAAGUUAAGCUAGCAUAUGAAAACAUCGCCAAGGAAGUCGAAAAAGAAUUAAAUGACAUUAGGAUCAAAGACUUGGUUUAUGCUGAUAUUCACGAAAAAUGUAGAAGAAAAAGAAGAAAAAAUAUUGAAAAGCGUGCUCGUAGAUCGGCGGCUUCUCUUGAUUCCUUUGAUGCAUGUAAAAAUUUUGUGUCAACUAUUGAUUUUUCUAUUAAGGAUCCACCUGUUGAGUCAAAUAAUGCUCUAUCCUCCUGUCCAUUCACUGAUAAAGCACUUCCGGAUUCUUACUCAGCAUUAAAUAAUACUAAUGCAUUCGAUGACAUUACUCAGUUUUACGAUGAUAAUGUUUUUAAUUACAUUAUUACCGAGCCUAAUAAUCCUAUUUGUGAAAGCAAUGUCGAAUCAAAUUUCGUUUAUGACACUAGUAUGAAUGCUAAUAUUUCCGCUACAUCACAAAUUGAUUCGUUCACAUUUCUUGUACCUGAGCAUCACUCAGACAUCGCUUCACCAUAUGAUUCUGCAUCUGCAAGUCCAACAAUCUCUGAAUAUUCCGAUUUUUUUCCUCAAUUAACCGAAGAUUUUCAACCGUGCGAAUUUUAUCUUGAGAAUGCGUCGCAAGCCAUUAUUUGUUUAGACAAUAGUAUAAUUGGAGGAAUUCCUGAUUGUCUCUCAUAA
Molecule: messenger RNA, 737 nt
Organism: Racocetra fulgida
Lineage: Eukaryota; Fungi; Glomeromycota; Glomeromycetes; Diversisporales; Gigasporaceae
Source: the annotation of a GenBank genome assembly